UUUUUUUUUUCUUCUUAUUAUUUUCGGUUUUCCUUCCCUUCCCAGGCAUCAAGUUACUAUGCCAUUUUCUCUUCACACGGUUUUCAGAGACUUUCAGAUCCACUCCGCCACGGCCGUCGCUCGUUAACUACUAACCUACUACAAUUAUCCGCCUGUUGCAAUCCCCAGCCAAGCCAUAUUCGUUUCCCAAAAUACCCUCACCAUGCGCCUUAACUUCACGGCAACUCUGAUCCUCAUUAGCGCAUGCAUACGCGGUGUCUGUUCUCUGUCGUGCGCGUCGGAUUAUGAGCCAUGUUUUGCGAAAGGCGCAGACCGCGGUGCAUCACCGCCCAGUAUUGGAGAUGACAUGGUGGGGCUUUAUACCGAUUUGGUGGCCAGCGUGGAAGGAUAUUCGCUGAAGAGGCAUGUUCUUUCAGUCGCGGACCCAAGUUCUCAAGGUAUAGCGGCUGGUCUUUUGCAGCGUAGGGAUGAUGAGAGGGGUAGUUUAUGCUGCUGGUCGGGAAUGCAAUGUCUUCUGCUGAAAGGGCGCAAGAUCUCAUUCUGCUGGGAUCGCUUCACGACGAAUUUCUUCUUUCCGGACUCCUCUCACGGCUCCAUAACGACGGGAAUUUACGUUACCCCAUCCCAAGACACCGUCAACCUCAUCCUCGGCAACUACACUCUCUCGUCUGGCGAAAGGGGAAACAUAUACUCGUCCUCUCCCGGCUCCAAGCCAAAUCUCAGCACGCUACAUCUGCCCAGCCAGUUCACCGCAAGUGGAGAGGGUACGGCCAUUCCGGGCAGCGAGCUGGGCGCGCCGGCGGAAACAGCGACAGGACCAGGACAGGAUGGCCCUCGACCAACACGAGCAACUGUGACAGUCACAGUCAGCGGUGGGGCCUCCGCGACGAAGUCGGCUGAUGCUGCGACACCCAAAAGCUCUCAGUCAUAUAUAUCUGCUGUCAUCAGUGCGAUUCUUGCUGCCCUGGCAAUGUGAAGAAGACAAUAAGGGAUACACCAGGAUUACAUCAAAGUCACCCCAGAAAAAAAAAAGAAAAAAAGAAAAAAAA
Messenger RNA from Coccidioides immitis RS, 1049 nucleotides. RefSeq lists its product as uncharacterized. The coding region runs from base 203 to 976 and encodes 257 amino acids. The transcript is spliced from 3 exons. NCBI's taxonomy places the organism in Eukaryota, Fungi, Ascomycota, Eurotiomycetes, Onygenales, Onygenaceae. The record is from RefSeq and is a predicted model, not a curated record.